Messenger RNA from Penicillium longicatenatum, 318 nucleotides. RefSeq lists its product as uncharacterized. The coding region runs from base 1 to 318 and encodes 105 amino acids. The record is from RefSeq and is a predicted model, not a curated record. The transcript has a single exon. NCBI's taxonomy places the organism in Eukaryota, Fungi, Ascomycota, Eurotiomycetes, Eurotiales, Aspergillaceae.
AUGCAGCAGCUUGACAGUUCAGAGGAUCUGAUGUCCGCAUACUAUCAAAUGUUCCGUGAAGAGCCGCAACAACCAGACUGCGCCAACAUCAUGGAUUCAUCUCCAUCACCUCGGGGAGGGAACGCGGCACUGGACGAUGACCUUGACUGUCAUUUCGAUAUCACAGACGGCCAGUCUUACGAAGGGAGUCCCCAGCCCAGCUCCCUUCCACAACGAGCCGAUGAAUCCGAGUGGGAUAUGGAACCUCAAAGUCAGCCACCCCCGAGCCGGCGCAACAUCCGUCGUUCGAUUCUCUCAAAGAGAUCAAUGAGGCUCUGA